Molecule: messenger RNA, 2741 nt
Organism: Xenia sp. Carnegie-2017
Lineage: Eukaryota; Metazoa; Cnidaria; Anthozoa; Malacalcyonacea; Xeniidae
Exons: 3
Coding region: 179-1414 (411 amino acids)
Source: RefSeq, a predicted model, not a curated record
GUGUGCUGCGGCAGGCUAACACACAAAAGUUGUAAAAGUUUCACUGCUGUGAAUGCAAUUGCCUGCGUGCAUGCUGUGAAAGUUAAGUCAAGACUUGCGAUUACAUAUAUUUGGUGAAAUGUAGUCUGGAAUAAAACAGCGGACAUGUUUUAAAGACAAGUUCACCCGUCUGUUUGAAAUGAAACGCAAGCAGAAAUUACCAAGACGUUUUCCCCAGUCAAGGGUGACUGAAGGCCAGACAUCUCUGAAACAUGACUUAAGUGAAAAAUCUGAGGUAAAACGUGUGAAGCGCGAACAGGAAAAGACUUCAUGUUGUAAUAGUGAACUUGAAAAUUCCAUGCUUGGUGAAUCUCCGGAUUCCUCGCAAGGGCAAUUGCUUCAAGGAAAAGAAAAUAUGAGAAAUUGUCAAACAUCUCAGCCUGCAAGUAGUUCGGAAGAACCUGAGCAGAAAAAGUCAAAUAAAACUAUAGAGAAGGGAGUUAAGACUAUGGAUAAGCCAAAACAUUUAAUGAUAAAGUUUAAACUGGACCGAUCUAAAAAUUCCUGGGUGAUUGCUCAUCCCGAAAUCGAAAAAGGUAAAUCUUCUGUAUCAAGUGCUCCACUUCAGCCUCGAUUGUCCUUACAUGAACGCCAGACGUCGAGAAAUCACGAAGAUAUCCGAGCUUUUGAAAGGCAUGUGCCGUACGCUGGUGAAAAUUUUUUCUCAAACGAAAAUUUUGGUGAUAUGCCUUAUAUUACUAAGGUAUUUUCACUCUCGAGCAAUUUCUAUGAAGAAAAUGUAGGUCAGAAAAACAUGGUAAAGCACGGAUUCUUUCCAGAAUGCAACAUUCAACAAUCAGGUGAAAAUUGUUGUAAACCAUUUUACCCCGGUAGUAUUGAUGAUUUCAACGAGAAAUACGAUGGAAUUGGAAAAAUCGCAAAACACAGUGAAGAAGCACAAUCACAAAGUGAUUAUCAAAUUACUGAAACAUGGAGUCAUUCAAAUCACACAAAACCUUUGAUGUUUUAUAAUAAGCCAAAUAACAGUGUUUCUCAAAUGAGUACGAAUGUGUUAACAUGGGAUGGGAACUGGCUUAAUAAACAAUCAAAACUGACUGGAAUAGAUCAACACUCUACUGGUUCUUCGUUAAAUACCAUGAAUAAUCCAGUCACUUUACAAGGACUUGCGUAUUCUCCGUUAUUACUUAUUUCUCAUAAGGUUGCUAAGGAGGGAUUGAUGGUGAACGGUCAAUUAAUAAAUCAAACUGGAUUUUCACAUCUUGAGGCGUUAAAGAGCGUUGAAACCGGCAAUUUUACAAGCAACGCCUCAGUAAGUCCAUAUUUAUGUAAACCUUUAUUGAGUGCUUCAAUACUCCAUAAUAUGAAGUUUAAGAAGACCGUGAGCAAUGAUGAUGAUGUAAAACAAAGUCUUUGAGUAGUUUGGACGAAAGUCGAUCUGAUGUUAUUUUAGAUGAUUUUCUACCAGAGUUCUUCAAAUCACAAAGCAAGUACAAUGGACUCGUUUGCAAUUCUUCAUUGUCCACUGAAGCUAGAGUGAGUAGUUUGGAUAAGAGUGUCUCUAUCUCACGUCGUCCCAAUAGAAUUUACAAUACUAGCUCCGCCAUGUCAGAAAAUUCGGGUUUUGUUCACGAUGGAGGUUAUGGCUCCAACGGAAUUUUUUCAAACUGCAGCAGUUGCUUGAUGGUAAAUGAUUCCUCGCAAUCAGAACUUGGUGAAAAAUGCUCCACAACGAUUACCAAGAAACGUUUGGUUGUUUCCGACGACCAAUUGUCCAAGAAACGUUUGGUUGUUUCCGACGACCAAUUGUCCAAGAAACGUUUGGUUGUUUCCGACGACCAAUUGUUGUUUUCUGAGAAUAACUUGAUAUGUUCCGAAGAUGAUCCUGUAUUUUACGAUGAUGAAUUGAAUCCCUUUGAAGAAUCCUGCACAAAUCCCAAAGAUCACUCAGUUUGUUCCAACAAUCAGUUGAUGUCUCCCACUGUGCAGAUAAAUCGUCCAGAAGGAGAAUUGUUUUGUCCAUCGUCAGUCCAUAACAGUGAAUUUUCCAAGAUGUCGCCACAUGAAGAUAAUCUAAAUUUUCAAAAAUUUUCGUACCGUGAUGCUAAUGUUCAGCGGUUAAAGCAAAAACUGGCGCACUACGAGGCAACUAUUGUGAAACUACGAGCAAACCAUCGAAUUGUUCCUCUCGUUUGACACACAAAGGAAGUAUAUCUUAUCUCUUUGAUCAUCCAGUUUAACUUACUUGGUACGUGGUACGUGUUGAAGCGUCUACGCUGACAUUUAAAACCGUAUGCUCAUUUUAAGGCUCCUUUCAAUUAGUUUAUCGAAUUGAAUGGUUUGAUGUUUUUGUCAAUGACGUUAUGUGGUAGCUAAUUAGCUGGGAUUGUGCGCAAUUUGACUGCCCCAACGUUUUCCUAUUGACUCGCUUUCCGGAUUAUUUUCUGAGUGGAAUGAAAUCAUGAAAGUUUAUUUUGUCACUGACGUUUUUUGAAAAGUUUUUUUGUAUUGUUUAGAAGCUAGAGUAUCACCUAUUUUGUUAUCGACACUUGAACCAAUUUGAGGUUCAAAAAAAACGUUUUUUAUACAUAUUUUUAAUAUUAUCGAUAAUUACGCAACAUUUUAAUGAGUCGUAUAUUUAAAACUGACUCUUAUAAUUGUAUACAUUUCACAUUUAAGGAAGAAGAGGUUUUAUAUAUUUUUUUAUACACAUUAAAUGCUUAUUAAAUCCAUGCACCAUUAAA